CAUGUGUGUAUACUAGUAUAUACUAUAUAAGUAUGAUAUGUAUGAAGUAGAAAAACCAACAAUACAUUGAGCCAUGGAAACCUUUUUACCCUAUCUUCUCACGUUGUUAUUAGUAGCCAUCUUUCAUACUCUGCCUCCUCUCACCAGCUCUUUCCCUAUUUCUCCAGAUUUUCCGGCGGUUUUCAACUUUGGAGACUCUAACUCCGAUACCGGAGAACUCAGCUCCGGUCUUGGCUUCCGUCUUCAACCUUCAUAUGGACAAUCCUACUUCUUCAACCCUCCAUCGUCCGGAAGAUUCUGUAAUGGACGUCUCAUCGUGGAUUUUCUUAUGGAAGCAAUUGAUCGGCCUUAUUUGAGGCCUUAUUUGGAUUCGGUGAGCACACAAAGUUACCGGAGAGGCUGCAAUUUUGCUGCGGGUGGAUCAACGGUUCAGAAGGCAAAUGCUGCAUCCAUUAGCCCUUUUGGUUUUGGUGUUCAAGUCUCUCAGUUCAUCACAUUUAAGUCCAAAGUCCUUCAAUUGUUACAACAAGAUGAAGAUCUCCAAAAAUACUUACCGUCAGAAUAUUAUUUCAAAAGUGGAUUGUAUAUGUUUGAUAUCGGACAAAAUGAUCUCGCUGGAGCAUUUUACAAAAAAACAUUAGAUCAAGUCGUUGGUCUCAUUCCUACAAUCAUAGAUAUAUUUCAAGAUGGAAUAAAGAGAUUAUACGCAGAAGGUGCAAGAAACUUUUGGAUACACAACACAGGACCACUUGGGUGUAUAGCUCAGGUUGUGUCAUUAUUUGGGAGAGACAAAUCAAAACUUGAUGAGUUUGGUUGUGUCAGUGACCAUAACCAAGCUGCUAAGCUGUUCAAUUCACAGCUUCAUGGUCUUUUCAUAAAACUCCCUCAACAAUAUCCUGAUUCUCGUUUCACAUAUGUAGAUAUCUUCUCCAUCAAAUCCGACCUCAUCCUGAAUCACUCCAAAUACGGUUUUAAUCAUUCGAUAAUGGUAUGUUGUGGAACCGGAGGACCACCAUUGAACUACAAUGAUCAGGUUAACUGCGGUUCGACAGGAAAAUCAUCAGAUGGUACAAUAAUAACAGCCAGAGCUUGUAAUGAUAGCUCCAAAUAUGUUAACUGGGAUGGGAUUCAUUACACUGAAGCUGCAAACCGGUUUGUUGCACUCCACAUUCUCUCCGGUAGAUAUUCCGAGACGGCCUUGUCAUGGAAUCUUUAGAAAUACUCAUAUCUAAUUAUCUACACAUAGUUUUAUGCUAACUGAAUAUUUAUCAAUGCUUCUAGAGGCUUUUGGUGUAAAACAGAGCAUUCCUAAAAUAACUUUCCUUCACCAAAAACAAAUGCUUUGACAUAAUAAAAGGAUAUUCUUCAAAGUUCAUGUAAUGUUUCUGUGUAUCUAUAGAGACCACACACAGGUUUUGUA
Molecule: messenger RNA, 1420 nt
Organism: Brassica napus (rape)
Lineage: Eukaryota; Viridiplantae; Streptophyta; Magnoliopsida; Brassicales; Brassicaceae
Product: GDSL esterase/lipase At3g05180
Exons: 5
Coding region: 74-1216 (380 amino acids)
Molecular function (GO): hydrolase activity, acting on ester bonds
Source: RefSeq, a predicted model, not a curated record